Molecule: messenger RNA, 2778 nt
Organism: Rhinocladiella mackenziei CBS 650.93
Lineage: Eukaryota; Fungi; Ascomycota; Eurotiomycetes; Chaetothyriales; Herpotrichiellaceae
Exons: 1
Coding region: 1-2778 (925 amino acids)
Source: RefSeq, a predicted model, not a curated record
AUGAUGGUCAAUACGCAUGCUCACCCGAUUCCUCACGACCUCUUUACUCAAGAAGUGCCUCCGUCGCCGACGUUGACAAAUCCCGACAUGAUCCUCCCAGUGAACCCACUGGACGAUUCAAGUCCAACACCGUUGGCCUCAUCACCCAUCUUACAGUCCUCCUCUCUCCCUAUGCGCCCUGAUUCGGCUGUCUCAUUGAGCUCAUCUCCGCCGGAUCCUGGCCCUCCUGUCGAAUUGGGGAUGGCGACCACGAUUCGAAUGCCAAUGCGAGGGGUUCCUCCUAUCAACACCAGUUAUAAUGGUUACGAACAUGGAGCGCCUCUGAGCGACAUUGGGGAAGAAGAGACGCCUAAAUCGAGAAAAAGCCGGAGGACUGACAGUCCAACAGCAUCAGACCCUCCUUCCCCCACACCAGCGGGGCCUUCAUCACGUCAGUUACGGAGGCUGAGCCAUCGUUCUUCCUCCAGCAAUGGCUCCGACCUGGGCAAUUGGGAGGAUUUUGACACCUCCAAGAUCAUGAACGAGAGACUCGCUGCAGAUGUGGCCAAGGUUCCGGAUGAUGAGAUCGAGGAUCCCGAUAGUAAGAGAAACAGCACGGUGGCGGUGAACACCGAAGACGAGAUGGCCGCACUGAACGAACGAGCGGAAAGAAUUCUUGAGCACGCCAGGAAGAGAUUAACCCACAUGGAAGACAAUCUCAGCAAAGCGCGCCACAGCAUCCUUCUUUCCUCGCGUUCGUCGCCCAAUAUGUCCGAUCUACAUCAGCCUGCUGGCGGGCUGUAUCGUUCCAUCUCUCUGGCGGGGGCCAGCCAACGCAAGUCACGAUCAUUGUAUCCCAUCGUCAGAACAAAUCCCGCCGCACAUACCCGAGGUGGCAGUGACAUCACCACCGCUUCGGGACUGAAACGCCUUUCCAUGAUUCCGGAAAUCAGGUCUGCGAGUGCUCUUGAGUACGGACGCCGACAAGAAUCUCCAUCUCAGUCCCAGAUUUCACCGCCGACCCGCACUGGAGGGCUUUCUCCUGCCAGUAAUCGCAGCUUCGAUUCACCUUUAAGAGUAUUGCAGGAGGAAGAAAGUCCUCCCGGCUCGAGCAAGACUUUACCCGAGUCCGCGACCCCACGAGGCUUAGGGAUCAAUACUUUGGCCUCUGUAUCGAAAGAAGACGUUUCCGUCGUCACCAGCAGUCCCACCACGGCCGUUGCUCGCUCUUCCUCCGCAAUGUCAAGCCAUUCUACCAAAGAGAUUCGCGAACAAAUGUCGGACCUUCGAGCCCGAAUUUCGGACUUGAAAGAUAAGGCUCAGGCCGAUAGUGUCAGAAGACGGAGUGUGCAGCAUACGAGAACGCCUAGUCCUUUUGCCAACGCACAAACGCCGGAGCUAUGGUAUACAAGUGCUCCGGAGUAUAGAGAGGCGGGAAGUCCAAUCAAUACGAACGCUGGCCAGGGCUGGAGCCCUUCUCAACAGAAGAAAGCAGUGGAAAUCAAGGUCACCCCUGUCACGCCGCAAGCACAAACCUUUCUCAGCGUCGAGCAGCCUACAACAAACGAUUCUAUGCUUUUGAGUGAGGUCAGGACGGACAAGAACACGCCGAGCCUACACAAGUCUGUCCACCUGAAUUCCCCGAUGCUCGACGAGUCAAAUUCAAUCAUCCAUGAAUCAAACUAUGAAGACGCGGCUCAAGAGUUUGAUGACGAAGAACCAGUUGCAGCCUCGGAAGAAGAGCAGAUCUACUUGAAUGAAGUUCUCGAGGAGAGCUUGCAAGAGGUUGAGCCCGAAGUCCCGGAUCUUCCCGAACAUUUUCUCCCAGGUGAUAGCGCAGCGGAACGCCACGAAGACAGACUGGAUGCCUUUGACUACGAGAACAUGUUUCUGCAUAGUGCCUUGGGAAAUUACACCGGGACAGGAACGAGAACCGAAACCCCCAGUGAGAGUGACGGCAGCAGCGUCACAACCACUCGAAUGGAUCAAAAUACCCCCACGGCAGACGAAGAUGAUGAAGAGAGAGUGUCGGAUCCACAGUCGAGCAAUGACGAAGGAGCGGACACACCAGUUCAAAAAGAAUUUCCGAAGUCAGAUGUGCUGCCAAACCCUGCCGCAUAUCUGAGGGCGCCUCCCAAACCAUGGAUGAAGGCAUCCAGGAGCAAUAGUGUGGAUUCCAUUUCGACAGAAGCCACCUUUGCCACGGCCACUGAAGGAGACGGUGGCGAUGAGGAUGAGGAGGAGGAGGAGGGCGAGGAUGGGAUGCCGAGUGAAAUCUUGCAUUGGGGAAAUGACAUUGGAUUUCCCCAGCCGCCAACGAGCCCCAGAGGAGAAAUCGCUUCUCCGUUGUGGCCAACACCGACCUUGAACGGACGCGCUCGGCAGGGUCCCGUUAGAUCACCCCGAAAUAUUCAGAUUCAGGCAUCUGUUGUGUCCAACGGCAUACCCACUCCUCCUGUUCCGUCGCCACGUACCACUCUUGCAACAGCAGACGGACUGAUCAAGCAGCAAAGUCCUCGACAGACCGAGGGGCCGGCCGACUAUCCUGCCAAUACCGAGAUCCUCAUGGAGAGUCUGAUCAAACUGGCAGAUCCAAAUUUCAAAGCCCCCGAAAGCCAAGGAUCAACGAUAUUUUCGGAAGUUGACAAGGAUCUCGUCCUCGAUCUCUUACGAGCCGUAGGGGGUGUCUGCAAUGAGAUCCUGAAAGCCGAGAGAAAACAGGAAGUACGGACGGCAAAGGUAAUGAGGAGAAGGCUCGACGAAUCCAGGAAACUAUUGGAGGAACCAGAAGACGAGUAA